This is a messenger RNA of Medicago truncatula (barrel medic), 1545 nucleotides long. RefSeq lists its product as uncharacterized. NCBI's taxonomy places the organism in Eukaryota, Viridiplantae, Streptophyta, Magnoliopsida, Fabales, Fabaceae. The record is from RefSeq and is a predicted model, not a curated record. Bases 1 to 1545 code for a protein of 514 amino acids. The transcript has 3 exons.
AUGGCUGCUACAACUACUCAAACAAAGGAGCAAGUGUCGCUGAAACUUCUGGUGAACAAAGAAACCAACAAAGUCUUGUUUGCUGAAGCAGGAAAGGACUUUGUGGAUGUUCUGUUUAGCUUCUUAACAUUGCCUUUAGGAACUAUUGCAAGACUUGUAGAGAAGGAGUCUAGCGUGGGGCCUGUUACACUUGGUUGUCUGAACUCACUCUAUCAUUGUGUGGAAGAUCUCGAUGAAGGGUGUUUGGGAACGAAGAUAAACAAAGAAAUGCUGUUGCAGCCAGCCAACUCAUCAGAAGACUAUUGUAGCAGUCUUAAACUUAAUAUUGACGAUACUGAGCCCACAAAGUAUUUCUUAUGCACCAAGUUUCCUAGCUGUGUGGACCGGUGUUUGAGCAUUUCUUUAGAUAAAUUUAAAUGUAGGUGUAAGAAUCCUCUGAAUCGUUCAGUUAUGAUGAAACAUUUCCGCAAUGGAUUUGUGAAUAGUGGUGCAACUUUUAUUAUUAAGGAUGAUUUGACUGUCAUGCCAAACUCCAUGGAUGUUACAAACUUUUCUCUACUCCAGAACUUUGGAAUAAAAAGUGCAAGUUCUGUGAAGGAAAUGAACGUCAGUGUCACUAAAGAAAAGGUAUUGGAUCUGCUGAAGUGUUCUUUGUUUUCAAAGACACCGCUAACAGAUUUGUUUUUAAGGGGCAAUAAAGACCAAAAACCAUCACUAGAGAGGCCAAGAUUCGUUUUUAAAUUGUAUUUUCUACAGGUAUUGAAUCUGCUGAAGUGUUCUUUGUUUUCAAAGACACUGCUAACAGAUUUGUUUUUAAGGGGCAAUAAAGACCGAAAACCGUCACUAGAGAGGCCAAGAUUCUUCCAAAUCACGUUAAAGCUUGUUACAAGAAAAUCGGACAACAAGUUUUUGUAUGCUCAAGGGGAACAUGAUUUUGCUGAUAUGCUUUUAAAUUUUCUCGUUUGUCCUUUGGGGGGAAUUGUACGUUUGUUAGGAGGGAGUUCACUGGGAAGCAUUGAUGCUUUGCAUCAUAGCAUAGCUUAUUUGGAUAUAUGCAAUUUUGUUUCAGAAAAAGAAAAGGACAUGAUUGUUGUUCCUCGAUUGGCCUAUCAAUAUUUCCUUUUAAGCAAGGAAAUAUUACCAUCUAGGCUUAAUAAUUAUUGUUGCUAUUAUCAACCUAGAAAAUUCGAUAUAGAAGGUAUUGCUCACAAUCAAAUUUUCAUGACCAAUGAACGCAUAUAUGAUUGGGGAGAUUUCUGUGAACUGUAUCCUGAAUCACCUAAAGUAAGUUACCAAGGUUAUGUUAAGGGACCGAGAAUUUACGUGGCCACAGAUGACCUGGUCAUUUCACCUUUGUCUCCAAUCACCCUUUUAGAUUUACUCAACCGUUUUAAAACUUCUGUUGGUGAUCUGAAGGAAAAGGUUGUCACUAUUGGCAUCAAAGAGUGUCUCAGCAUAUUGAAGGCAGCUUUAACAUCCACAUCUGCUCUAUCAAACGGUCUUGCUCACUUGCUAGCUGAAGUUAAGGAGAAGAUACGCGAAUGA